This is a messenger RNA of Mycotypha africana, 601 nucleotides long. RefSeq lists its product as uncharacterized. Bases 332 to 514 code for a protein of 60 amino acids. Lineage: Eukaryota; Fungi; Mucoromycota; Mucoromycetes; Mucorales; Mycotyphaceae. The record is from RefSeq and is a predicted model, not a curated record. The transcript has a single exon.
GUUGAAGAGCAAUAAUUGCAAUGCUCUAUCCCAAGCACGAUGAAGUUUCAAAAGUUUACCCAGACCUUCCGGCCAAGGUUAUAAACUCGCUGACUUCAUGUGGACAGAUACCUGUUGGAUGGUUGCUUUAUCGACAGUGUUGAUUCUCUGCAAAUCUAUGGUCUAGAGAUUUUUUUUGUGAACUUGACACUGCAAGAGAACGGUCUUUAUGUUGGAACCCAGUUUUAUCAAUCAGCAGUUAAUAGCUUGCUAGAUUCAUUCGACAAGUACUUGGAACUUGCAUUUACUUUGUUAUGCUUUCGUGAUAAUUGCGUAGUAAUCAAUAACAAGUAUGAACAUCGCAUUAUAUCACUCCGUACACAAAAAAAAAUCUGCCAAACGUCCUGCUUCCCAAAUGGUACAUGACGACCUUUCUACCAAACAAACUUGGAUUCGUGGUUCUUGGAAUCCCCCUCGCACUGCAAAAACAUCACCACCUGCUGAACCUAGCAACCUUUUCUUCAAGGGUUCAUAAACUUUCUUAUAUUAUUUCAUUGUUUAUCUAAUUUGUCCAGUAAAUUAUGACAAGUCUGAAUAAAAGAUUACUUGGAUUCAUGUGGCG